AUGUUUAAUAACACACCGUGGGAAGGAUGGCCUCAUUCACUACAAAUUGGCGUAGCGCACAUCGAACAAAUCUUUUCCCAACACAUCUAUCCUCCAAGAUGCAUAAACGAUCGCGUGCCAACACCGCGGGGUGACACGCUUCUUGCAACGCCAGAAUCGCUCCUUAAGAGUAUUGCUUCCAUCACACUUGAAGCUCGCAACGACUUGGGGACCAAUCCAAAUCUAGAUCCCUUCGCAUUGGUGCUCCUGGAUGGGUGUGAGGAUGCAGAUCUAGCACUAUAUCCCGAUGAUAGCAAUCAUAAAGCCAAUGAGACGUAUAGGGAGCACUCGUUUAGCAAAACGCACCCACAAUAUAUAGCAACAGCAACAGGAUAUGACUUGAUUCUUCUGCCUAAUGGCAAUUUCCAUCCCACCGCUCCUGGGGCUGAAUUUUCCCGUACAAGCUUCACCCACCACAACUUUGAUUCACUAGAGAAAGAUAUAAAGAAAGGUAUAAAUUAUAUCCUUGGUGAAAUUAUCAAGUAUUGGCCGUGUAUGGAUGAUGAGGAAGUUGAGAAGCACCGGCUUUCUCUCGUUACAGGCUAUUCGUUCUAUCAAGAAAUUCUCCGCCUCCACCUCCAACGCUUCAAGAACCUGGAGCUACAUGGUAAACAGGUAUCCCCACAUGACCUCCGAGCUGCUGGGACGUUCGGCUUUGUCAAACUUUGGGACAUAUUUGAGGGUGGCACACGAAUCCUAGGUCCAGAGCGGACGGCUCUGAUGGAUCAAAUUUUAUCGAUGUUCUUCCAGCUGGCUCAAAAGCAUUUGGCUGACACUGCCCCUGCGCCGAGCAUUGCUUUUUCUCAAGUCAAAGCCGUCCCGGUGGAAAUUAGAACUGCAAUUGAGGACUCUAGAACCCAACGGAAUGAGAUAGCUAUUGCUCAAUACCUUGGGGAGUUAGCAUACCGCAAUGCAGAAUGGAUUGGGGUGCCCGGAGAUGUUACCACCACCAUGAGGAACAAAAUUGUUGUCGAGUCCCAGGAGAUUCUGGAACUUGGGCUAUCUAGCAAUGCUUUCAAACCUGAAGACAUCAUUCUUGUUGACGGUAGCUGGAUGCGUAUCAAGAAACCCACCAACGGACAGCGUCGGAGUGUCAUUCUGUGGGCGAAGGAUCAUGCGAAUGACACGAGCCCAACUGAGGCUAAGAUUUUUGGUGCGGUUAUUUAUAAUGCGCACGAAGAGACAAGUUUCGCAAGCGAACAUACACAAGAACGUGUUCAACUUGAGAUGCGUGCUAUGAUGCAUGACAUUAGAACGCGCGAGAAUUGCAAGCGUGGAAUGAUGAAUUAUGGGACACUCGUAAAAUCCUCUCUGGGAAUGGCUGUUACAAAUGGCCUGUUGAAUCAGCCAGAAAUCCAGGUCGCCAAAAUUCAUGAAAACGCACAAGCCAGGACCAUUGUCAAGCACCAGGUGCAAUCAUCCCUUAGAAUAAGCAUACAGACUGCUCGCCCAAUCAUACAGGCAUGCAACUUUGCAUUUCUUCAAGGGUUUCUCCCUCAUUUUGCUAAGGAGCAAUUGGCAAAGGCGACUGAGGCACACUUGCUUAACCGUUAUGGGGUUCCAAAUACGCAGGCAUUUGCAUCAUAUGGCUACUGUGCUGCAAUGCACACUGACCGUGAUGAUUCAGUUACUGUAGGAUGGAUUUCGGCCCGCUCACACAAAGUCCUUGAUGAUGAAUCCAACUUUGUGUAUGCUGAAUUCAAGAUCAUUCUUGAGCUAGAUGUCAAUACCCAUUUUAUAUGGAAUGCCCCCAAUGAUUUGCACGGCACCACAAUGAAUAGGGUGUUUUCGAAGCAGCCAAAGUCUUGGAAAACAUUUACCCGGACACUGGCAAAUGCUGAUCUUGCUCAGUGGUCACGGGCCAAUGUCCUGACGCAUAAUGCAGUUAGCAGUGGACUGAAGAGCGGUGGAGAUCAAUAG
This is a messenger RNA of Suillus subalutaceus, 1959 nucleotides long. RefSeq lists its product as uncharacterized. Bases 1 to 1959 code for a protein of 652 amino acids. The record is from RefSeq and is a predicted model, not a curated record. NCBI's taxonomy places the organism in Eukaryota, Fungi, Basidiomycota, Agaricomycetes, Boletales, Suillaceae. The transcript has 10 exons.